Molecule: messenger RNA, 1257 nt
Organism: Aaosphaeria arxii CBS 175.79
Lineage: Eukaryota; Fungi; Ascomycota; Dothideomycetes; Pleosporales
Exons: 1
Coding region: 1-1257 (418 amino acids)
Source: RefSeq, a predicted model, not a curated record
AUGAAUAUCGGCGACGCCCUCGACAUUGCUCGCCUCCUCAAACAAGCAUACGAUCUAUACAAAGCCUGUAAAGCAGCUCCAGAAGAGAUCCGCCUGGCCGCCGAUUAUGUCCACACCAUGACCCUAGUCCUGGAAAGUGUGAAGUCGGACUUAGUAACUAACAAAGCAUCAUUCAUGCACCAAAAGACUGCUCUUGCGAAAGCCAAGCAGCAGAAGCUCGCUCAACUCAUCAAGCGAUGCCAAGCGAGUGUGACACAGCAAGAGAGAGUCUUGAAGAAAUUCCAGCGAUUCAAAGCAGAUGGAGGUCUGGGGGCCUACAACAAGUGGAAAUGGUCCACCAGCGGGAAGAAGGAAAUAGCGGACGCGAAGUCGGAGUUGGUGUUGUCUUCCAAUCUGUUGAACAUUUUCAUCAGCACGGAGACAGUAAACAUUCUGUACAAAAUCGAGGCAUACAUCGAGGUGAUGAUGCCGAAGAUCGCUGCGCUGGACCUGUUUCCAAACGAUCCACGCGGUCAGCUCACAAGCACGACACCACGUCCGCGUUCCGACUCGAAUGUCAAGGUCACCAUCAUCCUGAGUCUGGUCAUUGCCAGGCUCAAGAGAACCCUCGACGAGUAUCGAUGGAAACAGGCCAGGAAGAAUAAGAAAUUGCGGCCUGGUCCCCGCCGCCCUCAGGCUGUCACCCGAGUCAAUUCAGGAUUGGUUCCCAACAAGAAUCGGGACAGUCUCGUCCAGAGUUACGCCUCUCAAAUCGUCAUACCAUCAAACCAGCCGCCUGGGAGAUCCAUCCCGCCUCGCACACCAAGUCCUGAUUUCUACUUGAUAGACGACACGAACAAUACGACGGAUCCAAUUCCUCGACCUAUCCGUCGUACCAGCUCCAUUCAGCGUAUCACCCGUCGCAUCAACGCACGUACAGUGCAGCCUAGAACGGUCCGGGAGCACUUUGAGUGUUGGAAAGUAGGCGUGCCAGAACUUGCAAUCGGCCUCAAGGUUCCUCCAAAGUAUUUACAUCAAAGACGUGGUCAGGCACAGCUGCGCAAGAUGGCCGAAGUCUUCAAUGAGGCGUCGAAAUAUGAUAAGCGAGCUCUGAACGAGAAGAGUGUCAGUGUAAAACACUUGUUAAAGCACAAGAACAAAGAUGAGAAGAAAGGAAAGAGGUGGUAUUUGGCUGGAGGCAGACUGAUCGCGCGUGACGUGGGCAAUAGUGGCUUCCUUAUUGUGGAGAAGUCUUUGGUUAUCCUGGUAAGGCGGUAA